AGAGAAAUGCUGAAGAAACUAUAAAUGUCGAGCGCGGACGAAAGUAAAACCAAAACUGCAAAAGAGUUCUUCGCGUAGCAAAGUCUAAAAUGAUCGUUGUUAAAUCCCUAUUUUUAUUGGCGGUGUGCAUGUCCGCCCUCGCUCACCGUGUACCAUCCAAAGAUCUUCAAACACCGGAAUACGUGCUUUCCGCUAAACUUCAGUUGCCCAAAGAGGAGGAUCCGCCUGUCUUCGAUAGUUACCUACCUAUCCCUAACGAAGGAGAAGAUGGUGACGAGUUAGCACCUCCUAACGCAGAAGCCUGGAAUCCAAACAAAGAUCCUAAUCUCUAUUAUGGGACAGAGGAAAACACUGCGACGAACGUUUAUCCAAAAAAAUACAACAAGGACGUCGUAGAAAAAAUUAAGCCUUUAUUAGCAAAACCCAAGGACGAAGAAAUUCUUUCCAAGCAGAAAGAUAUUUCGUUGACCUUAACACCACCCAGCGAAACCGCUUGGAAUCCGAACAAUGAUCCCAUCUAUUACUACGACACCGAAAAACCUUCGGCGAAUAUCCUUUCAGAAAUCUUGUACAAUCCCAAGUCAGAGGACAAGAAGAAUUACAAUUAUGAAAAAGCCCAAAAUCAGAGGCUGGUGAAAGAGGCAUAAUCGCCAAUUUAGGUACGAGCAGCGAGAUAAAGAUGGUUACGUUAAAGGGCAUUACGGCUAUUUCGAUACGCACGGCAAAUUAAAAUUAGUCCAUUACGAUUCGCAUCCUCACGAGGGAUUUCACGCUGAAGGUCCUUUCUAGAUUUAGUCAAACUAAACACAAAGUAUUUAUAUUAUUUGUUUGUUUUCUUUUCUUUUAUAUAUUUGAAUUUGUUACCAGUUUUAU
Molecule: messenger RNA, 873 nt
Organism: Nicrophorus vespilloides
Lineage: Eukaryota; Metazoa; Arthropoda; Insecta; Coleoptera; Silphidae
Exons: 3
Coding region: 90-647 (185 amino acids)
Source: RefSeq, a predicted model, not a curated record